Messenger RNA from Hydatigera taeniaeformis, 984 nucleotides. The record is from the annotation of a GenBank genome assembly. Lineage: Eukaryota; Metazoa; Platyhelminthes; Cestoda; Cyclophyllidea; Taeniidae.
AUGAUUCUCAUCAGACCUUUCCACUCGGCUGUGAAAGAUAUUGUUCUUGCUCAACUUUUGGCUAACAAGGAGUACCAACAACAUCGUGACAAGUCUUCAACCGUUCCAGAUAUUGCUGAAAACGUAUCUGAUUUCGAUGGAGUACUUUACUCUAUUGUCCAGAAACCCGACAGCAAUAUCCUCACCGUCAGCAUUUCCCUUUCUUUUUAUCAGGAGAUCGAAAAAUUUGGUGACUCCAAGGUGCUUGUUAGGGAAUAUGGAAGUUAUCUUAAACCUCGUGCGGAAUCUGGCACUUCGGUCACACUUGAAUUCGAUUGCAACCGUCUUCCCAGCGAUUUGGAAGCGGUUGCCACGAAAGCUGCCCUGCUUCGCCGCAAUUGCUUUGCCAGUGUGUUCGAGCACUUCUUUGACUAUCAGGUUGCUAAUGCUUCGUCAGCUUCGGCCAAGGUUCUCCAGGGAACCAUUCAUUUCCGUCCCGAUGAAACUAUGUUCGUACAAGCCAUGUCGGAUCGUGUGACUGUUAUCUUCAGCACUCGAUUUAAGGACCCUGACGAUGUUGUUCUAGGCAAGGUCUUUCUUCAGGAAUUUGCCGAAGUAAAACGUCGUUUCGACGGAGCCCCUCAAGUCAUCUACCAACCUCGAGACCCACCAAAAGAGCUUCAAGGCACCGAUGCAGCUUCCGGCGAAAAUAUCGUCUACAUCACUUUUAUUCUUUCGCCGCGACACGCAUCACCGCAAUUUCGGGCAAAUACGAUCGACCUUAUUCACCUAAUGCGUACCUACAUGCACUACCACAUCAAGUGCAUGAAGGCCUACUUGCAAUUACGGAUGCGUGCCAAGACAAGUGAAUUCCUCAAGGUACUCAACCGCGCUCAUCCCGAUUCGGACGUCAUAGCCUCAAGGAACUAUGCUGUUAAUGAUUCUGACCCAUCGGGCAUUCAAAUGCUGGGAUCCUCCGCUAGUUCCGAGGGCAUAGCCAGGUAA